Messenger RNA from Monodelphis domestica (gray short-tailed opossum), 2195 nucleotides. RefSeq names its product ubiquitin protein ligase E3D (gene UBE3D). NCBI's taxonomy places the organism in Eukaryota, Metazoa, Chordata, Mammalia, Didelphimorphia, Didelphidae. Gene Ontology annotation, cellular component: nucleus; ubiquitin ligase complex; cytosol. Gene Ontology annotation, biological process: protein autoubiquitination; proteasome-mediated ubiquitin-dependent protein catabolic process; protein monoubiquitination. The record is from RefSeq and is a predicted model, not a curated record. Gene Ontology annotation, molecular function: ubiquitin conjugating enzyme binding; cyclin binding; ubiquitin protein ligase activity.
GCCCCUCCCACUACUCCGCAUGGCGGGGCUACCCCUGCGCAGCGGUCACUGCGCUCUUCUUACUCCUCUGCACGCGAGAGCUUGGCGGCGCGGAGGUUUCGGAGGCCUAUGUGGACUCUCCUGUGCUGCUGUAGAGUGACUCACUGCACCCGUACCCCCUUCCCAAAACCACCUUCCGCUGGAAGAGAGGCCAGGGAACUCUGACAAUGGAUAUUUUCUUGGAAAUUAGGAAGCGGCUGCAGAGCGCACUGCUGAUUAUCCGAGAGCCAAAACAAGGAAGCUUGCCCAUGGAUGUUUCUCUGACUCCAUCAGUCCUGAAGAUGAAAACUCUUGAACAGUGCAGAGAAAUCAAGUUUCCAGCAGAGGUCAGGCUUGUCCCUUCUUCUCUUCGUGGGCUGCAGUAUAUAUCUGGAGAUGGGAUCCAUAUGAGACUUCUCGUUCAGGCUGACUUGAAUAAGAAACUGGUUACUGCUUUGAACCAAAGUCUACAAGCCCAGAAGUGCUAUGUGUUUCAUUGCCAGACCUGUGGUGAGAUCAUUGUAAAGGAGAGGAAGCUCCUCAGAGUUCUUCCUCUGCCAAGUGAAAACUGGAAUGCCUUAGUUGAAGAAUGGUGUUGCCAUCCGGAUCCCUUUGCUAAUAAGCCACUUCAUCCUGGAGAGAAUGACUGUUUCAUUGGAGACACUCAUUUGCUGGUGAAUGUAAGAAGUGACUCAUGUAUACCAGGACCUGAAAUAGCCCAAGCGGAGACUCACCAGCUUUCAGAGAGCCACUUGGAAUCGAAACCAAAGGCAAAUACCAAGAUAAUUUGCAAACGUUGCAAAGCGAUGCUAGGAGAAACUGACUCAUCAGGGACCACAAAGUUUUAUAUCACAGAGAUAAUUAUCCAGCCAUCUGGGAGAGAUUUUGACAUGAUACCAAGGUCUCAGUUUGUACAGAGCGUUAUUGCUCAGUGUCUUGUGGAACUGUCCUCUGCUAGAAGCACGUUUAGAUUCACUGUUCAAGGACAUGAUGGAAAAACCUACAUCUUGGUGUGGCUUUUAAACUCAGACAGUUUACUGAUUGAAUCUCUGAGAAAUUCAGAGAGCAUCCAGAAAUUCUCAUUGUUUGAAGGUAUGGAGAGUUUGGACUCCAACAACAUAGGCAUCAGGAAUGCUGUCAAGGUUCUUUUCCAUCCAUGCAUCAAAAAUAGAAACAUUGAGCUUUCCAGUUCAUGGGAAAAUGAUAUUGGAGUCCAUUCCCUUGUUCUGCCUUCCCAAACCUGUUUGGAGCUACUGUUGAUAUUAUUGAGGAGUAAUCAUUCUUUGCCACCUUCUCUUCAAUAUAUGAACUCCUUUCAGGUGGCCUUUUUGAAGAUGUGACUGUUCAAGAGUCCCCGCAUUCCCCCUUCUCUGCACACUUUCCAACACACUGCAUUUCAAAGGGCCAGGUGGCUCUGUGGCAGGCAGCUAUUUUGAAGAAAGGGGCUAGUUUUAAAACAAGAGCAUCUCAUUUAAUUCUUUGAGGGUAUUUGUUUGCAUUUUGCAAUAUGCCCCCCAUAGGAAUAGUUCUCAGUUGGACCCUUUGAAAAACCAAGGCUCUGAAGAAACUCACAGUUGUGGGUUGUCAGAAGUUGGAGAUGGAUACAGAAGUGACCUCCCUCACCCCUGCAGAGAAGGACAUUCGGCUCUGUGCUGCGUCAGCACCACCUGGAAGGAACAGGGCUGGUUGCUGGGAUAUUAGCUAAUAGAGACCCAUCUGUCCUGUAAGGAAGCUUAAGAGACAGCUAGUGAGGGCAUCAAUCAGUGGGGGCUGAGUGUUGAAUGCCACAAAUUCUGAGAAACGGACUUUUAAAGAGCGUCUCAGACAGAGUUGUUUUGUUUUGAAAGGCAAAAGAAAAUAGAUUAUUUCUAGCUUUUGCCAUCAGAUUAAAAAGUAAAGUGAAUGUUUUAUUAAACCAUUUUUCAUUUUGACUAACCUGUUUGUUUCCUGCCUGUAUUACUUUUUUGGUACUAUUGCAGUAACCUUUAUAAUGUUGCCCCGACUCUCGGAAUUUUAAAAAAUAUUUUUAAUUAUGAUUUUAACAAAAUAUUUUGAUAUGCAGUGAAGAAUGAAAAAGAGGAUUAUAUAUGAAACUGUUAACUUCUGUUAUGUGCAGUUUGGUUUUUAAACUGAAAUUUUAAUUUAACACAGUAAUGAAAUAGAAAAAAAUUACCAUC